AUGUUCCUUUCUUUCGCUGCUCUCCUCUCAAUCUGUGUCGUGGUGCUGGCAUCACCUACAUCGGAGAAACGUCAAUCGAUAACGAUCCUCUCGAAUGACCAGAUUGCAAAGUUCAAACCAUACACUUUCUUUGCAGCAGCAGCUUAUUGUCAGCCUCCGACUACAUUAGCCUGGAAUUGCGGUGCAAUCUGUCAGGCCAAUCCCUCUUUCAAGCCUGUCGCGUCCGGAGGAGAUGGCAAGGCUAUCCAGUUCUGGUAUGUCGGUUACGACCCGACUCUCAAGACCGUUAUUGUUGCGCAUCAAGGAGGCUUCAAACCGCUCCAGGCGAAAAUAACAGACUUCAAGGCCGCCCAGUCAAACCUGAACCCUUCCUUGUUCCCCGGUGUCCCAUCCGCGGUCCAGGUUCACCUCGGAUUCAAGGAGGAACAAGAGAAGACCGCACUAGAAGUCCUUGCAUCGGUGAAGAAAGCGUUGUCCGAAAACUCUGCCAAUCAAGUGACGGUAGUGGGACAUUCACUUGGUGGCGCUUUGGCUACUCUUGACGGAGUCUAUCUGCGACUCCAGCUGCCGUCCAGUACAAACGUCACGGUGAUCAAUUAUGCCGCGCCUCGGGUUGGAAACCCAGACUUUGCGAACUUCGUCGAUUCUCAUGUUCCGUUCACCCGGAUUACCAAUAAGAAAGACUUCGUUCCUACCCUUCCAGGUCAAAAAUUCUUCAGUCCAAAACCUUUUGCUCAUCCGAACGGAGAACUGCACAUUAACGCGGAUAAUACGUGGGCUUCCUGUCCUGGUCAUGAUAACCCUGACAAGCAAUGUACUGUGGGAUCUGUUCCGAUUUUCGCAUUGGGUGUCCUUCACGAAGGAGUGGAUCAUCGUGGACCUUAUGAUGGUGUUCGUAUAGCAGCUGAUGGAGCAUGCAAGUCGCCUUAG
Molecule: messenger RNA, 930 nt
Organism: Marasmius oreades (fairy-ring Marasmius)
Lineage: Eukaryota; Fungi; Basidiomycota; Agaricomycetes; Agaricales; Marasmiaceae
Exons: 6
Coding region: 1-930 (309 amino acids)
Biological process (GO): lipid metabolic process
Source: RefSeq, a predicted model, not a curated record